Oryctolagus cuniculus (rabbit) is the source of this 11036-nucleotide messenger RNA. NCBI's taxonomy places the organism in Eukaryota, Metazoa, Chordata, Mammalia, Lagomorpha, Leporidae. The record is from RefSeq and is a predicted model, not a curated record.
UGUUAGGUCAACCAUUAGACAAGGUUAUUAUCAGAGAUGCGAUUUUUUUAAUCCAGUUAUUUGACAAUUCCAUGAACUCUCACUUAACAUUAAAAUACAAAAAAAAAGGUCAAAAAACAAAAACAUAGAACUCUGAAUGAGAGCUAUCUAAAAUAAAUUGCAAGUAAAUCAAAUUCAGCAUUUGGGUGUGUCUAAUCCAAUUCAUUUUCCCCACCAGUGAAAUAAAAGUAAAUAUAUUUCUGAAGUUCAACUAACAUGUUUGCGAAGAAUUCUUCAGUGAAAUUUUAACUAUUAGUAUCCAGUGAUUACCGUGUACAUUAUAUUCUUUAAUCUUCUUAAUCAUGUUCUAAGGUAAUUAAUGCUAUCCCCAUUUUUCAGAUGAGGGAACUGAGGCUAAGAGAUCAUACCCCAAACAAGGAAGCAAUAAAUGACAGAUCCAGAAAAUUAACCCAGAUCUAUUUAUCCUCAAAGCAUAGGCUUUUACCUGUGUGUGCAGUGUGUUUUGAGAUGAUGAUGAUAGCCACAAAAACUGACAAUUAUAGAGUGCCUACUGUGCAUCAGAGCCUGUUUUAAAGGCUUUGAAUCUAUCAAGUAAAUUCUCAUCCUCAAGGAGUCACACACUGCUAUGACUCACAUGUGUUGGCCUGGUAGAAAAUCAGAUGUGUUAUUAAUUAGUCAUUUCUUCAAUUUACAGUCCUUAAUCAGAAACCAUGAAACACGAAUGCUUAGAGUCAUUUCAUGCGGCAUGUAUAUAUUUAAAUUUAUUUCAGUGUGGAAAAUGAUUGACUUUCUAAUCUAAUGUAACUUCACUUUAUGAUGACAUUCACCAUUCAAGAAAUUAUAAGGAGAAAUCUUAAAGGUUUUUUACUCAAAGUCCGUACAUUAUCAGCCUUUAAUAAUCUCUUCAAAGUUGCUCUUUCUAUAACAAGGACAAAUUCCAUCAUUUAAUUUAGAUUUUAAAAGCUGUGUAAGCCACAUUGAAGUGGCCUUGUUCAAAGUUUUCUGAACAAUGAUCUGGCAGUGCACACUGGGAACAGGAUAAACAGUGGGUUCCUGUUCUGUAUUUCCUGCAGAUUAUUGCUGUGUUCUUAGUUCUCUCAGUAUCACUGAUCAUUAAUUGUUAGUUGUAGAGGAAAGAGCCAACUACUUUUACUAUAUUUAAAGUCAGAAAUAUCCCAAUGAUUCAGUUCCCAAGAUUUCAGGCAUUUGGGCCCUAUUUUUCAUGAUAAUUUUUACUCCACUGGGAAGUGAAAAUGGGCUAAAAACCCAAUAUCACACUGUUGUCAAGGGCCCAUUCUUUCAGAACAUCUGAAACUCUUGUGCUUGUUAUCUUAAUGGCAGAUCCAAUAGUCUAGUGCUGUCUUGCAAUCAGCCUGAUGUGAUAAAGUCGUUCUUAGAUGAUUGUGGUAGUUAAGUUCAAGUAACAGAUGACCCCCAUACAGCCAUUCAACCAGCUGAGUCCUUGCUUCAAACCACAAGAGCCCAGGGCCAGGCACCCCAGGGGGGCCUCAACUCUUCCCCAUGAGCCUGGCCUCCCAAAACUGCUUCUGCCCUUCUAUCAGCACUAAGAGGAGCAGUGCAAGGUUAAAGGGCAUAGGACAAAGAGUCACCUUGUCAGGAGGGAGGCUUUGUGUGGUCCUGUGUGUGAAGCUGUUAAAAAGUGUGUUGCCUGUACUCUGCUGGUUGGGACAAGUUACCAGGAAACUUGGGGUGGUAAGUUAGGCCUAUUGUCAGCAGUGUUGAGAAAGGAAGAAAGCAAAAGUGGUACCAUGGGAGGCAGAGAGCAGGGUCCACCAUCAUUGGGCCAUGGAAUUUAUUUAUUUUAAAGAGCAAGGAGGGUGGAAGCAGUGACCUGAGUAUAAAAUAAAACGUAUCAGGGAGAAAUUGCAGCUGAAAAUAACCAUCCAAGGAAUACUUGCUGAGAAACGGAGGGCACUUGUUCAAAGGAGGAAAUGUGUGUACUUACUGCUUAGGGAUCAACUCCUCACCCACUGCCUGAACCCAUGCCGCCCAUCACUGCAGGCCCUUCAUACCCAGCCCAGGAGCCAGUCCAGUUCUGUCUCCACCCCAAAGGUCUGGACAAAGGUCCACCCUCCUUUUCCUGUGAAAAUGAGACCUCAUUACUCAUUUGUUAACAAACCUCUUGCAACCUCCUUCUUUCUAAAUUUCCUUUUGUGCCUGGGACUAUCGUCGCUGUUUUUAGCAGACUGACUUUGCUUGUUGAAGCAUUCCCUUCCAAACUUCUGUUAUCAUGGUAUACAUGAAUGGGAGAAUACUGCGGGAAACAGCUGAAGUUGCUAAAGCCGGAGGUGACUGGUCCAGAGACUCCAGCUACCCUAGUCUUCACCUGGCCCCAGAGAACUGGGGGAAUUAGUAUGGUGGCAGCACAUGGCACCCACUUCAGCCACACAGAUAAGAGGUGGGACAGGUCUGGAUUACAAGAUAGAUGAUGGGCAAGGAGAGAGGUGCCUUUCUCUGAAGGGAGAAAGGAACCUCCACUGUGAUACGGCCUUGACUAAACAAGUUCAGAGUUGGUGAACUCAAGAGGCUUCCAUAGCCUAGACAGCUCAUAGCAAGAGUCUCGGGUGAUUGCUGACAUCAUAAAUAAGAGUGCCAGUUGUUAAAUCAACAAUGGGAGUCACUGGGUUCAUGCUCCCCUCACAGGAUCUCUGUCCUUAAUAUGUUUAACUAUGAAACUCAAAAACAACACUACUAGUCGAACAAUGCCCUAUACCUGGUUCGGUUGUGUAAGUGCAACCUGUUGAAAUCCCUGCUUAGUAUAUACUAAGUUGAUCUUCAAUAUAUGAAGAUGACAACAAUUGUAAGCUUCACACCAACCCAGCGGACGUGAGUGAGGCACAAAGAGAGCGAGUGUUUGAUCCAAAGUCACACAUAAGUGGCAGGAUGAGGACGCAAGCCCAGGCACUCUGCCUUUAGACUUUCAUCUUGUAAGCAUUUUCCAAACAGCCAACCAAGAAAGUGAGAAGUAAAUACAGACGGCUUCCGCAUGUAUACAGAACUGGGGGUUUUUGCCGUUGCCAAUCCGAGCCACGCUCUCCCAGGGAGGAUUUCGUGAUGUGGAGCUCCCUGGAGCACACAGCACUGUGGUGCCACCUGUACAGACGCUUGGUUUGGACUUAAUCUUAAACCUCUGGAGUUCAAGACCUUUUAAAAAGGGCUAAAUAAACAAUCUCUACAUGUAAAAGGCCACUGACUCCUACUUCCUCUGUUGAACGCAUCUGUGGAACUCAGCUGCCUGUAGGAAAACUGAAGACCUUAAUAACAAACCCUCCAAGGUCAAAAUGAAUACAGAUAGCGGUGGGUGUGCUCGCAAACGUGCCGCCAUGUCUGUUACGUUAACAUCUGUGAAGAGAGUUCAAAGUUCUCCAAACCUAUUGGCUGCAGGACGUGAUUCUCAUUCACCUGAUUCAGCUUGGAGAACUUACAAUGAUCGAAAUCAAGAGACACUGAACGGAGAUGCUACAUAUUCCUCUCUUGCAGCAAAAGGUUUUAGGAGCGUUCGACCAAACCUCCAAGAAAAAAAAUCUCCAACUCAGUUGACAAUCCAGGCACCCCCUCCCCCAGCCCAAAAAAACCACUUCUGUAGUGCCUCCAUAAUCAAUGACACACAGGGUGACCUUUUAGAGCAAUCAGUGACUAACACACUAAUUCCCUCCUCUACUGAAGACCUUAUUAACAGGAAACCUGUCCAGGCAGCCAUGUAUGCUAACGAAGACUCCAGCGAAACAAUUGUCUAUUCCGAGGAGUCUAACACAACCGUAUCUUAUACACAAAAAAUCAGUCAUCCGCCACCAGCAGCUUCUGACACAAAUCCUGCACCAUUUCUACUAGAGGACUACACGCAAGAUUCUCAGACUCGGAGAAUUUCUACCUUGAAACUAACCCAUAACCAGAAUCCAGGAAGUCCUUUCCCCUUCACCACCCCACCGUGCCCCAAACCUGUUGAAGUCCCAUCAUUUCUCAAAACACCUUGCUCACCGCCCCCUAACCCAGUGCCUGAGACACACACAGCAUCUCUUUCCAUUCACAUAGCUCCGCUUUCAGGAAACAACCCUGAAAGCCACAGUCAGCGACCUGAGCUUCCUGCAGAGUCUGCAAAGAUACCUGUUCGGCCCGAGAGACACAAGCCUGCACCUGCUGUGGCCGCUCAGUCCUCAGACUGCCACGUGCUUGGAGAUCAGAACUUAACUGCCAAGGUGUUGGAGAGCCAGAUAACAGUGAACGGAAAUUCUGGUGGUGCUGUGAGUCCGAUGAGUUACUAUCAAAGGCCGUUUUCCCCCUCCGCGUAUUCUCUCCCGGGCUCACUCAACUCAAGCAUUAUCAUGCAGCAUGGCAGAUCACUCGACUCCACAGAGCCAUACCCGCAGCACGCGCAGACCCUGGACGGCACCGGCGGCGGCUCCAUACCACUGUACAGAUCCUCGGAGGAAGAGAAGAGGGUGACUGUCAUCAAAGCCCCGCAUUACCCAGGAAUCGGGCCGGUGGAUGAGUCUGGCAUCCCCACAGCAAUCAGAACGACAGUAGACCGACCAAAGGACUGGUACAAGACCAUGUUCAAGCAGAUCCACAUGGUGCACAAGCCAGAUGAUGACACAGACAUGUAUAAUACUCCUUAUACGUAUAAUGCAGGCCUGUACAACCCACCCUACAGUGCGCAGUCACACCCUGCCGUGAAGACCCAGACCUACAGACCUCUGUCCAAAAGCCACUCGGACAAUGGCACAGAUGUCUUCAAGGACACAUCUUCCCCAGUGCCUCCACCACCUCCAGUCCCACCUCUGCGACCAAGAGAUCGACCUCCCACAGAGAAGCAUGACUGGGAUCCUCCAGACAGAAAAGUGGACACAAGAAAAUUUCGGUCUGAGCCAAGGAGUAUUUUUGAAUAUGAACCUGGGAAGUCAUCAAUUCUGCAACAUGAAAGACCACCCCCUCUCCCAACAACUCCGACACUUGUUCCCGAGGAACCUGGCCGGAAGCCUGGCUCUAGCUCACCACUCGGAGCGGUGCCCCGUAGCCCCUCCCCGCCGCCCACCAGUGGCCUCCCCACGCCCAGCUCGUGGGCCCCGGCGCUCUCUCCCACCCGGACUGAUGGCAUAACUCCAGAUGACAUAGAUUUAGAAAAUGAGCCCUGGUAUAAAUUCUUUUCAGAGCUGGAGUUUGGACGCCCGCCUCCUAAAAAGGCUCUGGACUAUGUUCAAGAUCAGUCUUCUGGUGUUUCCAAUGAGGCCUCCGUGUAUCAGUCUCCUAAUGACAGAAGCCUGGAAAGACCCAGUAGCUCUGCAAGCAUGGCCAGUGACUUCAGGAAACGGAGGAAGAGCGAGCCUGCCGUGGGGCCCCCAAGGGGGUUGGGGGAGCAAAGUGCAGCCAGGACUAGUCCAGGUCGGGGAGACCUCCCAGGAUCAAGCACCACCCUUACAAAGUCUUUCAUUAGCUCCUCUCCUUCUUCCCCAUCGAGAGCAAAAGGUGGGGAUGAUAGCAAACUGUGUCCAUCCCUUUGCAGUUACGCAGGGCUCAACGGCAACCCCUGCAGUGAGUUAGAGUACUGUAGCCCUUAUAGACAGCACUUGGACGUCCCGCGGGACUCCCAAAGGGCCAUUACUUUCAAGAAUGGCUGGCAGAUGGCCCGGCAAAAUGCAGAGAUCUGGAGCAGCACUGAAGAAACGGUGUCCCCCAAACUCAAAUCCCGUAGCUGCGAUGAUCUCCUAAACGACGACUGCGAAAGCUUCCCCGACCAGAAAACCAAGUCGGAGAGUAUGGGCUCCCUGCUGUGUGAAGAGGACUCCAAGGAGAGCGGCUCCAUCACCUGGGCUUCCCCCUACAUGCAGGAGACUCGCAGUAACGGCAGAUCGAGACUCAGACACAGGUCCGCCCACGACGCCCCAGGGUUCCUGAAAAUGUACAAGAAAAUGCACCGCAUCAACCGCAAGGACCUGAUGAAUUCAGAGGUGAUCUGCUCUGUGAAGUCGAGAAUCCUGCAGUACGAACAGGAGCAGCAGCACAGGGGCCUGCUGCACGGGUGGAGCCAGUCCUCCACCGAGGAGGUGCCCAGGGACAUGGUGCCCACCCGCAUUUCUGAAUUCGAAAAGCUGAUUCAGAAGUCAAAAUCCAUGCCAAAUCUAGGAGAUGAAAUGCUAUCUCCUUUAACCCUAGAAGCACAGCAGAAUGGUUUGUGUCCCAAGAGGAGAUUUUCCAUUGAGUCGUUGCUGGAGGAAGAAAAUCAGGGCAGGCACCCUUCUCACAUCCAGCGAAGCUACAAGUCCAAAGCCCUGGUGCCGAUCCAUAUCGAAGUCACCAGUGACGAGCAGCCGAGACCUCACGUGGAAUUCUCCGACAGCGACCAAGAUGGAGUUGUGUCCGACCACAGCGACUACAUUCACGUAGAAGGGUCAUCCUUUUGCAGCGAAAGUGACUUCGAUCACUAUUCUUUCACCUCCUCUGAAAGUUUUUAUGGGUCCAGCCACCAUCACCACCACCAUCACCACCACCAUCACCACCGGCACCUCAUCAGUUCCUGCAAAGGCAGAUGCCCUGCGUCCUAUACUCGCUUUACCACCAUGUUAAAGCAUGAAAGAGCCAAACAUGAACAUGCCGAGGAGCCCAGAAGACGAGAAAUGGACCCUGGCCUGUCUAAACUUGCGUUUCUGGUCAGUCCUGUGCCUUUCCGGAGGAAAAGAAAUUCAACACCCAAAAAACAGACCGAAAAGGCAAAAUGUAAAACGUCUGUGUUUGAGGCUCUGGACUCUGCCCUCCAGGACAUUUGUGACCAAAUCAAAGCCGAGAAGAGAAGGGGAAGUUUGCCAGACAACAGUAUAUUGCACCGUCUAAUCAGUGAACUGCUGCCAGAUAUUCCCGAGAGGAAUUCCUCCCUCCGGGCUCUGAAAAGGAGCCCCGUGCACCAGCCUUUCCACCCACUGCCUCACGAUGGUGCUAUGCAUUGUCCGUUGUACCAGAACGACUGUGGGAGAAUGCCCCACAGUGCCUCUUUCCACGACGGCGACACCACCAAUAACAACUUCCACCACCACGACAGUGACAGUGCGCUGGGGCUCCAAGACCGCGAGUCCCCUAGAAGUUACUCGUCCACUUUGACUGACUUGGGGAGAAGUGCACCGCGGGAAAGAAGAGGAACUCCAGAAAAAGAGAAAUUGCCUGCAAAAGCUGUUUAUGAUUUUAAGGCUCAGACAUCUAAGGAGUUAUCAUUUAAGAAAGGAGAUACUGUCUACAUCCUCAGGAAAAUUGAUCAGAACUGGUAUGAGGGAGAGCACCAUGGACGAGUGGGCAUUUUUCCCAUCUCCUACGUAGAGAAGCUCACACCUCCUGAAAAGGCACAGCCUGCAAGACCACCUCCCCCGGCCCAGCCUGGAGAGAUCGGAGAAGCUAUAGCCAAAUACAAUUUCAAUGCAGACACAAAUGUGGAGCUGUCACUGAGAAAGGGAGAUAGAGUUAUUCUUCUUAAAAGAGUUGAUCAAAACUGGUACGAAGGUAAAAUUCCAGGAACCAACAGACAAGGCAUCUUCCCUGUGUCCUAUGUGGAAGUCGUCAAGAAGAACACAAAAGGUCCUGAGGAUUACCCUGACCCUCCAAUACCCCACAGCUACUCCAGUGAUAGAAUCCACAGCUUAAGUUCAAAUAAGUUGGCAUCCCAUGAGCCAGCCUCUCCUCCCAAGCACACAGCUUCACCUGGCUCCGAUCCAGGAGCUCUCCAGGGAUGUGCCCAGGGGUGGCUGUCCCCAACAUGCACCCAUCCACCAGCAAACCACGUGGCCCCCACACGGUCGUCUUUCCUGGACAACUUGUUGUAUGAACUGGAGAAGUUUAGUGCUUUAACUGUAUCGGCUGACCAAGCCCAGGCAGACAUCCCAGAGGAGAGCACCCUGGAGAUUAAGGAGGAGCCCCCUGCUCCCCUCCCAUUGCCUGCAGCAUCUGAACCUGCCCGACCACCGCCUUCUCUGUUACCUUUGACUUCCGCUGCAGCCCGGCCUUGCGAGGCAAUGCCACUUCAGGAUCCCAGAAAGGCAGCUCCAAACAGGUUUUCAGAUUUGAAGCAAAUGAAGAGGGGCUUCUCAGACCCUAAGAAAGUGCCUGAAAUCCUGGGUGAUAAGUUUGUGGCCUCUGCAUACACCAGUGUGAGCACCUUGCCUGUCAACCUCCCUGUCAUUGGAGAAGAGGAGGAAGUCUGGGAGGGGCUCAUGCCGGGCAUCAGCAGGGGGCUUCACGAACCAGAUGCCUUGUGGUGCAUCCCGGAUGGUACAGAGCUGACGCCAAACCUGCACAUUGAAGAGGAGGAGGAGGAAAAUCUCGACCACUUAAAAUACCCAGUAGCCACUCCCACAGGUCCUAGGAUUCCUAAGGAAGACAGCUAUGCAGCAAAAACCAGUAAUGAGCCGUCUUCAUUCUCUCCGGGAGAUCGAACGACUGUCCCUUUUCCCAGCCGUCUGCUCUCCUCUCCUCCGCUUCAUUCUUCCUUCACCUCUGUUUCUGACCUGGCCUCCACACUUUCUCAGCCCACCCAGCCCUAUUCUCCACCUCUCCUCCCUAAAUCCUCUUACCAACAGGAGAUUAAUUCACCAAAAUCCAAGGCUGAUUUAAAAAGCGAGCUCUUUGUCCUGGGUAAGCCUCCUCGUAGCCCAGUGAUGUCUAGGAGAUCCUGCAGCUCACCUGUCAGAGGGCUCGGCGGUUCCCACAGGCCACAGCGUCCUGUGUUUACUCAUGAAAACAUUCAAGGUGGGGGGGAACCGUUUCAGGCUCUGUAUAACUAUACUCCUAGGAAUGAAGAUGAGCUGGAGCUCAGAGAAAGUGAUGUCAUCGACGUCAUGGAGAAGUGUGACGAUGGAUGGUUUGUGGGAACCUCAAGAAGAACCAAAUUCUUUGGUACUUUCCCCGGGAACUAUGUCAAGAGGCUGUGAAUCAAUCUCCCUCAUUAUUUAUGCCGCAUUUCAGCAACACGUCUGCAUAAACUUGCCUGAAACAUCCCUGCAGGCAUCAUGUUGUCAUGCCUUAUGGUUUCCAGUGUGACGUCACCUGCUGCACCUGCUGCUACCAAACCACCAGCAGUGUAACUGUGUGCACCUUUGGGGAGACAGGGCAGACUUGCUUCCUCUCGAAAGGGUUUCCUCUCUGGCUUUCUGCUCUCAACUUUGAAAAGCUGAUGUGUGGGAUCAGAAAGAAAAUCAUACUUAAAAAGGGUAAAAUAUUCGAAGCAAAAAAAAAAAAAAAGAGAGAGAAGAGAUAGAGAGAGGGUCUCCAGGAGAUAUUCUGGCUACAUGGCUGCCCUGCAGCGUCUCUAAGAUGUGCUCCCCUCAGGCCACCCGAAGAUUGUUUAUUCUGAAAUGCUGUGGUUUGCAUUUUUACAUUCUUAGCUUGGCAGUUGAUUUUCCUUUCACGCGUUUGCCUAGUGUCCUGGUUUACACGAUAUGACAACUGUACUUCAGCUAGUGUUUGCCUGCACUCGUAUGUUGUAAUAUGCACAGUGAUUACAAAACCUAAAGCAAGAAUAGGAAGGUUCAUUUGGGUGAGUGUGAUUUGGUUGACUGGAUGUGAGUUUUCAAAUAGAAGUUUUUUCUGCACAUUUUUUGUACUUUGUAGAAGUGCAAACAGCGACUAAGAACCCUGGAUAGUAAUCAUGAGACUAUAAGAGGCUUAGUUAGACUGCAAGGGAGAAAAGCUAUUGUGUUGUAAAGUUGCAUUGCUAUUUUAUAUUAAAAUGUAAUCAUCGGCAUCAUGAACAAUGAGCUAUUAGUGUUUUAUUUAUCUGAUAGAAUUUCAAUAAAAGCAGUGUUAGUGAGAGGUGCAAAGAAUUAUUCUAACAUAGACACUUGAAAGUAUCUGUAAGCAAUAUUCGUAGGUAAGAUUUCACUGUGUGUACACAUACACAUUUUUGAGAUUGUAUGAGAACAUUAAUCCAUAUGAUACAUUGUACAUUUUAUGGAAAUGUAGAGGAAUCUCACAUAUUAUUUUAUAGAAAUAGAAUAUUUCAGAAGCAUCGCAAGUAUUAAAGUUGGUUUUAGCAAGGAUUGCAAUCAACACAAUUAUUUUUACUAUGAUAAUUAUUUUUCUUCUAUGGAACCCAGAAUCCUGGCUACAUUUGAGGACAGGAAUAUAUGUUGAGCCUGAUUUUCCUGGUGUGUAUAAAAUAUCUCCUAGGACUAAAUAGGCACUUUUUAGAGACAAUGUUAAAUCAUUCAGGUUCUGUUUUCUGCCCUAAAGCAGAAAUUUAUAAAAUGAUAUGAGGGCCUGAAAGAUUUAAUGUGGUUCACAGUGCCUGAACUACACCUAACACAAGAAUUAGCUUUGUAUUUCUUAUGACUUUGCAUAAGAACUACUCAUCUUUGGAUUUUUGAGCACCUUAUAGAUAAAACUUUUUAUGGCAUUUCUUCCAUGGACAGUGGUUGACCUUUUCACAAGAUGUAGACUAGAAUUUUGUACAUAUGUUUGCUCUUUUUUUGUACAGACUACUUAGUUGUUGAGAAAACAGGGGAAUUUCCUAAUUUGAUCUUUAUCCUUCACCUAAACUAAGCUAAAAUACUUUCGGCAGAUUAUCCUUUACUUAUCUCACAGAUCAAUCAGUCCUUGAUAGUAUGAUUCUGUAAGAUAGCAUUUAUGCAAGUGUGUGAAUUUAAGAGAUCCUAGCAGCCAAACUGAAAUGUACAUAAAUAUUGAUUACAGAAUUGCUUUAGGAAGGAGGUGGAGAAACAUCUUUGAGCAGCCUAUCUUGAUUACUGUCAAGUUCACAACCAGCUUUAUAUUUUAAAGGCUUUGGGUUUGAAAUUAAGUCAACUGCAUGCAACUUUGCUGAUAAAGGACUAGUUCUCUUUGAUGCAAUUUAUGAGAAGAGACUUCAAUAUCUGUUGCCUGUCAUAUUUCAGAAAAAUUGCUGUUUCUACCCUCUGUAUCUGAUUUUAAAAGAAAAAAAUAUAUCCGUACCUGGGUUUCAGGUAACUGACUUUGAAUUCUUACAAGCAAAGGUCAUUGUGUUUUUCUUGAAUAGAUAUAUAAUAAAUUUUGCUUGGAAAGUA